UUGAUUUUUUAUAAUAUUAACACUACAAAAUCUAUAUCUUGCCAGAGGAUUAUCCAACAGCAGGUUUGGAGCUCCCAAGGAAAUGCCUUGUAUGAAGGGCAGGUAGCCUCCUUAGCUAGAGAAAGAAUACUCAAAGUAUACUACUCAAUACUUUGGCAUUGAUGAUACCUCUCUUUUACUUCCAAGAAUCCAUGAAAUCUUGCUAAAUUUUUGAGACACUCUUCUUUAAGUUUGAAGAGAGACUUCCUCUGGUUUUGAAUUAUGAAGAUACUUUACUAAGAAGAGAUGUGUCAAGACCUAUCAUUCAGAUUCCCCCAGAAAGCAAAGAUUGAUAAGAUCCAACCGAUUGCUCCACAAAAGAGUUCGUUGGAUCUUACACUUUGCUUUGUGGCUCAAGCAAGAUCAACAAAGGAUAGAUUUGAUACUUCCAGAUCUCAGAGCAAAUAUCCUGCAAUUUAUAAGUUUCCUGCAAAAUCCAUGACUGAUAAGCAUUCUGAAGCGCUCAAAACUCCAAAAAAUGUAAGUCCGAGACUCAAAUCAGACAUUUCAACUCAAGACCUCUUAUAAGGGGUUUUGGGGUUUUGGGGUUUUGGGG
Molecule: messenger RNA, 595 nt
Organism: Moneuplotes crassus
Lineage: Eukaryota; Ciliophora; Spirotrichea; Euplotida; Euplotidae
Source: the annotation of a GenBank genome assembly